AUGGAAGCCAAUUCUUUAGUAACUCUCCGUAAAAAGAAAAGCGGUAAGAUAAAGACGUUCUUAAAGGGCCUAAAAUGUGUGAAAGCAGAUAAAUCAGCUUCAAAAUCAUUUGAGUUAGUAAAGAAGCUAGACUCAUAUGAAGAUGUACCGAUAAGGGCCAAUAGCGUAAUAAAAUCCUCUCGAUUUGCACAAACUGAGGAUGAAUUGGGCAUUGAUGAAUCCACUCAAGCUAGUCUAGAUAUCAAACCAAAAUCACAGGAAUUCAACAUAGAUUGCUUUAAAAAAAUACUUGAUGAUAAUCAAAAUUUACACAGUAGAGAUAUUUUGAUAGAAAAUCGUAGGUUGGCUUUGACGCGUGUUGUUGGCAUAAUUUCCCUUAAAAUUAGCUUCCAUUUCAACCAUUUUAUUCUUAAAACAAAUGUCAGAGUAGUGAAUAAUCUGUUUUUUGAUAAUUUUGUAAAGAUUCUUGCAAGGACGGUAAAUUACAAACUCAUAUUACUGUUGAGAUCUUUUGUAAACUUGGCAAGAAUAAGCUACUAUAGAAACGCGGAAUUGUAUAAAAUAUUGGAUUCUAAGGACUUAAAUCAAGAUUCGGAGAGCCGAUCAACACAAGUGAUCACUAGAAACUCAAGAACAGUAGUUAAACUGGAUUUGAGUUGUUUAUUAAUGUGUAAAGUGAUAUCGACAGUAGUGCUGUUUAGAAAGUACAAAUAUUGGAGCGUCAUCAGGAGCGCUUUGUCAGGAAAAUACUAUAAAACUGCACUGUAUAAGCCGAUUACCCCUGGACUUCUUUCUAGCAACAUGAUCGUGGAUGGUGAUAAAUAA
Molecule: messenger RNA, 825 nt
Organism: Theileria orientalis strain Shintoku
Lineage: Eukaryota; Apicomplexa; Aconoidasida; Piroplasmida; Theileriidae
Exons: 4
Coding region: 1-825 (274 amino acids)
Source: RefSeq, a predicted model, not a curated record